AGGAUUAACCCUUACUUUGCUAUUAAUGCCAGCACCACCAUUCAUGGCGUCCUCCAAAUUCUUGCUGCUGUAUGCCCUCUCUAGUCUCUCUCCUUCCAUCCACCGCUGCCGGCUUGUUUCAAGGAACCAAAGAGUUACUUUUUGGUACUGGAGCGCCAGGCUCUGCGAUCGUUCUCGAUGAAGUCAUCCGCUGCCUUUGGAGUCAAGGCGGCGGACUCCCUCAACCGCCGGUGGCUUUUCCAGCUGCUCUUCUUUGGGAUUGUCGCCCUGUCGCUCACCUUGCUCUUCCAUGGUACAUUUUAUCCUUUCCCCACUUCCUCCCUUCGCGUCCAGCUCAACGGCGGCCCUCCCGUCGUCGCCGAGCAACAAUCGUCCGAUUCCGAUUUUUCUAGGAGUUCUUUUCCCACUCCGGUGCUUCAACGUCAGUCAUCGAGCUCCGAGACGGCCGUUGUCGCUUCCGAUCCGCCGCCAGAAACGCAGGAGAUGAGGUUGGAGAGGGUUCUGAGGGCGGCGGCGACCCCCGACAAGACAGUGCUAAUGACCUCCUUGAACGCGUUCUGGUCGACGCCGGGAUCUGUGCUUGACGUGUUCCUGGAGAGUUUCCGCAUCGGGGACGGGACGACCGCCUUACUGGAUCACCUGGUGAUCGUCGCUGUGGAUGACAAGGCGUAUGAGCGGUGCCUAGCCGUGCACCGCCACUGCUUCGACUUCAAGGUCCCGGGGGUGGACUUCUCCAGCGAGAAGGUCUUCAACACGCCAGAGUAUCUGGACAUGAUGUGGGCGCGCCUGGAUUUCCUGCGCCUGGUGCUCGAGAAAGGCUUCAACUUCGUUUUCUCGGAUGUUGAUGUAAUGUGGUUCCGAAACCCCUUACCCUUCUUGUAUCAAGAUGGAGAUUUUCAGAUAUCUUGCGACAACUUCGUUGGGGAUCCAACCAACAUGAAGAACUGGCCUAACAAUGGGUUCAACUAUGCGAGAUCCAACAGCAGAACCAUAGAGUUUUUCAAAUACUGGCAUGCCUCGCGUGCCAGAUUUCCCGGCGUCCAUGAGCAAAAUGUGCUUAACAUUAUCAAGUACGAGCAACACGUCAGAGACAUAGGUGUGCAGAUUAGGUUCCUGAGCACUGAGCGUUUUGGAGGGAUAUGUGAACCGAGUAGAGACUUCAAUAAGGUCUGCACAAUGCAUGCAAACUGCUGUAUCGGCUUGAACAAGAAGAUCGAUGAUCUGAGGGCUAUGCUUGACGACUGGAGGAAAUUUACGGCUCUGUCAUUUGAUCAAAGGAUAUCUAGUCAUGUCUCAUGGAGUGUGCCUCAAAGUUGCAGAUUACCACCAGGCUUUUUCGGCAAGGAGGAACAGAAACCACAACUCUAACAUUGUCUCUAGCAUUCAUUCUUUUCAUAGAUGAAUACUGCAACAGUGCCAACUUAGGGAUCAGAAGACUGCAUGGGAAAAAUAGAAGCUUAUUUAUGCUAAAAGAAGAAGAUUUUAUUCAGGAACUUUCAUUGUGUCUGACUGAUUCCAAGCAUUGCUUUAGCCUUUGGCAAUGCUUGAACUCUUUGUGCCAUAACUUUGCUGUUUAUUUUGCAAAAUAUUUUUUGUGUAUGAUGAAAAUUUCAUUGGUAAAUGAAAUGCAGUGAUCCUUUUGCCA
Molecule: messenger RNA, 1645 nt
Organism: Zingiber officinale
Lineage: Eukaryota; Viridiplantae; Streptophyta; Magnoliopsida; Zingiberales; Zingiberaceae
Exons: 4
Coding region: 178-1368 (396 amino acids)
Source: RefSeq, a predicted model, not a curated record